Molecule: messenger RNA, 879 nt
Organism: Sinocyclocheilus anshuiensis
Lineage: Eukaryota; Metazoa; Chordata; Actinopteri; Cypriniformes; Cyprinidae
Product: aryl hydrocarbon receptor repressor-like
Exons: 5
Biological process (GO): xenobiotic metabolic process; regulation of transcription by RNA polymerase II; response to xenobiotic stimulus
Cellular component (GO): aryl hydrocarbon receptor complex; nucleus
Molecular function (GO): protein dimerization activity; nuclear receptor activity; transcription cis-regulatory region binding
Source: RefSeq, a predicted model, not a curated record
UUUAGUUUUAAGAAGAACAGUUAAAACGUGAUUUACCACAUUCAGUCCUUUAUUAUCGUAUUUGUGCGCCGAAGAUUUCUGCUCGCUUUCCGUCGAUCAGAGUUUGGUUUGUCCUUCAACACUCGAAUUAUUUCCGCUUUAAACCGCGAAAUAUAAACGAGCAGAUGAUUCUCCGUAAGCUACUACAGUCUGAUGCUCUUCCUGAAAUCCGACGUUUAAACGUUUCAUCUUUUCUUCCGUUAAAACCCAUCUGUCCAUGAAAGGCAUCAUAUGAGCUUCUGAAGAGAGAGAGAGAGAGAUCCCUCCCCUCUGUGUGUGUGUGUGUGUGUGUGUGUGUGUGUGUGUGUGGCUCAGAAUCGCGUGCGAAGAGUUCGGCGUGUCAUUCUGUGGAAUCCGCCACCUGAAACACACUAUAUAACAGCAAACACACACACACACACACACACACACACACACACACUCGAGUCUGCUGCAGCUCAUUCUGCGCUCGAUCAUCACACAGCAGAGCAUCUGUUGGUGAAGAUGAUUCCUCCUGGAGACUGUCUGUACGCUGGGAGGAAGAGGAGGAAACCCGUCCAGAAACACAGAAAACCAGCGGCAGUGACGGAAAAAUCGAACCCGUCAAAGCGGCACCGCGACCGUCUGAACUCUGAGCUGGAGCGACUGGCCAGCCUGCUGCCCUUCUCCCCCGAGAUCAUCUCCAAACUGGACAAACUGUCUGUCCUGCGCCUGAGCGUCAGCUACCUGCGGGUCAAGAGCUUCUUCAGCGCUGCUCAGGAAAACCCUCCUGCUCAGGAAAACCCUCGUGAGAAACACGUGAACGGGAAAGAGUGCGACACGACAGCCAGCGGUGUCCCUGAGAGCCAGCUGCUGCUAGAG